AUGCUUGGGUAGUUUCAUUCGAAAUAUGAAAUUGAUGAUUUAUUUAGAAAAAUUAUAGAGGAUAAGUAUGAACUAAUGUAAAGAACUAAAGCUGAUAAUCCUAAUUUACUCUUACCUAAAGAUUUUAGCAAAUUCAUUACUGAAAGAUUAUUUAUGGAUUUCUUACUUACAAUUUAUGAUUAUUGUGUAGAACUACACAAAUUAGAAAAAAAAUAAGCAAUUUUAGAUCAAUAAAGUAAAGAAAGAUCUGGAUUAGCUCCAAAAUUAUUAUCAUCUGAAACAGACAAAAUUAAUUGUAAAUUAAAAGAGAUUUCAGAAAUCUAUACUAAAAUAUUACUAAAAAAAGGAAGUUAUAAUAUCAUUAUCAAAGACUAAAAGUUCUUUGAGACAUUGAUUUAUUUUAUUACAUAAGUAAAAACAAUCACGAUUAAUUAGGUAUUAAAAGAAGUCUUUGAUAAAAGUGAUUAUAAAUAUAUUGAAGAAGAAAUCAAUAGGAUUUUUAGAACUAAUCCAUUCAAUUUAUUAAAGAGAAAACAUAUUAAUGAAAAAAUAGAACAAAGACAUUAUGGAGCAAGAGAUCUUAAAGGUGUUAAACAUGAUUUCAAUCCAGAUGAUGAUUUAUCAAAAAAUGAUUUAAUUUAAAGAAUUUUAACAAGAAAGGGAAUGCCAAAAGUAUAAAUAUCUAAUAUAAUAGAGCAUAGACAGAGAAAUGAUGGUUGAAAAAUCUAAUUUAAAACCUUUUUUUAUAAAAUCAACUCGAUGUGCUGCCAUAAAAGCUAGAUCUCCAUUAAUUGCAAUUAUGUUUCCAUCAGCUAAAGAGAGACUAUUUCAAAUGGAAAACGAAAGAAAAUAAAUGGCUACAAAAUAUACACAAAAAUAAAGAUUAGUUAAAGAUUAAGUGGAAAUGUGGAUUUAAGAUUUUGAAAAUAGACAAGCAAGAGUUAAAAGUGAACAUGAACAUACUCUAGAUAAAUCAAAAAUAAACAAAAAAGGAUCAUAAUCCUUUUAUUAAUGA
This is a messenger RNA of Paramecium pentaurelia, 1015 nucleotides long. NCBI's taxonomy places the organism in Eukaryota, Ciliophora, Oligohymenophorea, Peniculida, Parameciidae. The record is from the annotation of a GenBank genome assembly.